Penicillium maclennaniae is the source of this 1197-nucleotide messenger RNA. RefSeq names its product putative extracellular exo-polygalacturonase. The transcript has 4 exons. Gene Ontology annotation, biological process: carbohydrate metabolic process. Lineage: Eukaryota; Fungi; Ascomycota; Eurotiomycetes; Eurotiales; Aspergillaceae. The record is from RefSeq and is a predicted model, not a curated record. Gene Ontology annotation, molecular function: polygalacturonase activity. Bases 1 to 1197 code for a protein of 398 amino acids.
AUGCAAUUAUUGAGGGUCACUCUAGCGCUCUGUGCAGGACUCCUGUCAAGUGCAAAUGCGGCGGUCCUCAAAACGGGGCCGAAUGUUUGCACAGUCAAGGCUAAUGGCCACCAAAAAGACGACGUUCCAAAUAUACUAAAAGCAUUUCAUGAAUGUGGUCAUGGAGGCACAAUCGUGUUUCCCGAAGACCAGUCCUACUGGAUUGCGACCCGCCUCAACCCCGUCAUCAGCGACGUCGUAAUAGAAUGGCAUGGUAAAUGGAUUUUCUCUGAUGACUUGGAUUACUGGCGCAACAAUUCAUACCCAAUUGCCUUCCAGAACCACCACGCAGGCUUUAUCAUCACUGGCCACAACAUUACGAUCGAUGGAUAUGGCACUGGUGGGAUUGACGGCAAUGGAAAUGUAUGGUAUACCGCAGAAGAAGGCGAGACCCAACCAGGACGUCCGAUGCCCUUCGUUUUCUGGAACGUCUCAGAGGUCAACGUGGACAACUUCUAUAUCAAGGACCCGCCGCUAUGGAGCUUGAAUAUUAUGAAUGGAACAAAUUUGCGAUUCAAUAAUAUAUACGCCAACGCAACAGCUGUGGAUGCACCUUACGGCGAUAACUGGGUCCAGAAUACCGAUGGAUUUGAUACUAUGGAUGUGGAAAAUGUCCAGCUUACCAACUUCGUCUACCAGGGUGGUGACGAUUGCAUUGCAAUCAAGCCUCGCUCUUAUAACGUCGAUAUCCGCAACGUGACGUGUCGCGGCGGAAAUGGUAUCGCCAUUGGCAGCCUGGGCCAGUAUCUGGAAGACUCUAGCGUGGCUAAUAUUCGUAUUGAUGAGGUAAAGAUUAUCCGAUAUAAUGAAGAUAUGCACAACAGUGCCUAUAUCAAGACAUGGAUCGGGGCCCAGGUUCCCCAAUCCUCUUAUGAGAGUGCUGGCCUACCAAAUGGUGGUGGGUGGGGAAGCGUACGAAAUGUGCUAUUCUCGAACUUCCACAUCGAGGGUGCAAGUGCUGGACCUGGAAUUUCGCAGGGUAGCGGUGACAAUGGCUCCAAGAGCAUGGUUGCCUCUGUCUCUUGCUCGGAAGUGCAUCCGUGCUACAAUAUUGACUUCGAAAAUGUGGUCCUGUAUCCGGAGAACUCCACGACGGUGGGAACAGGGUCCUGCAAGUAUACGGCGGAUGGUGGUGUGCAUGGUCUCGAUGGAUGCUAG